Hippoglossus stenolepis (Pacific halibut) is the source of this 3790-nucleotide messenger RNA. It is a transcript of the gene slc35b4, whose product is annotated as solute carrier family 35 member B4. Gene Ontology annotation, cellular component: endoplasmic reticulum membrane; Golgi membrane. Gene Ontology annotation, molecular function: UDP-xylose transmembrane transporter activity; UDP-N-acetylglucosamine transmembrane transporter activity. The coding region runs from base 509 to 1507 and encodes 332 amino acids. The transcript has 11 exons. Gene Ontology annotation, biological process: transmembrane transport. Lineage: Eukaryota; Metazoa; Chordata; Actinopteri; Pleuronectiformes; Pleuronectidae. The record is from RefSeq and is a predicted model, not a curated record.
CACUCAUGCAAAACAAACAUUAAUUUCGUUUUAUUAAUUGGUUUCCAUUUAUUUUCAACUUCAUUACUUUUGACUUUCCUUAUUGUUUAAAUUUCUUUAAAUUGAAUUUUCAGGAGAUUUCAUUCAUUGAUUUGAUAACGUACGUCAAUAGUUAAACGGAUACAGCCCAUAGGUUUGAGCCAUUUCCUGUUCUUUCUGCUGGUGCUUGUAAAUUCAGGCAGAGUGAGGCCUCUUCGUCUUGAAAACCUCUCUACUGAUGACGCCGCACGUCACGCACGCAGCUGCGCAGCAAUAGACAAGCAGGACAGUAAGGACUCCUUUUACAUUGACGUCCCAGAAGAACUACAACUCCCAUGAGCGCUCGCGGUAACUUAGAGCACCAUCUCGCAUUCGGACGUGGAGUUGUUGAGGAAGCAGGAAAGAUCUCACGCCGCAGCUCGUCUGCAGAAAUGCACCGAUCACUCAGCGCUUCAUAAAGGGACGCGUCUUUUCUCUGCGGCGGAUCGCCAUGGCGACAGUGUUCGCCAUCGUCCUGGUGUUUGUCGGAUGCUGCAGCAACGUGGUGUCUCUGGAGCUGCUCGUCAGACAGUUUCCAGGAUGCGGCAACAUCGUCACCUUCGCUCAGUUUCUGUUCAUCGCGUUGGAAGGCUUCAUCUUCCAGGCCAACUUUGGGAGGAAGAAACCCACCAUCCCUAUCAGGAACUACGUGAUCAUGGUGACAAUGUUCUUCACCGUCAGCGUGAUCAACAACUACGCUCUCAACUUCAACAUCGCCAUGCCACUGCACAUGAUCUUCAGAUCGGGAUCACUCAUCGCCAACAUGAUCCUGGGGAUAGUCAUCCUGAAGAAAAGGUACUCGGCCAGUAAAUAUCUGUCUAUAGUUUUAAUUUCGGCUGGAAUAUUCAUCUGCACCAUCAUGUCUGCCAAACAAGUGAAUGUGGCCACUGAGGGAUCAGGAGAUGAGGGAUUUUACACCUUUGUUCGCUGGCUCAUAGGUAUCGCCAUGUUGACCUUUGCUCUCCUGAUGUCUGCGAGGAUGGGUAUUUUCCAGGAGACGCUGUACAAGCAGUAUGGGAAACAUUCCAAAGAGGCUCUCUUCUAUAAUCACUUCCUCCCUCUGCCGGGCUUCCUCCUCCUCUCCACAGACAUCUACCAACACUGCCUCCACUUCAGUCAGAGCGCUCCUGCAGUGGUUCCUGUGGUCGGAGUGUCUGUGCCAAUAAUGUGGCUCUACCUGCUGAUCAACGUCAUCACACAGUACGUGUGCAUCCGUGGGGUUUUCAUCCUGACCACCGAGUGCGCCUCGCUGACCGUCACUCUGGUGGUGACACUGAGGAAGUUCCUCAGCCUCAUCUUCUCCAUCAUGUACUUCCAAAACCCCUUCACCACCUGGCACUGGGUGGGCACCGGCGUGGUCUUCCUGGGCACGCUGCUGUACACGGAGGUGUGGAGCAGCGUGCAGUCGGCUCUGCGUGGACCGAGCGUCAAGGAGAAGAAGGCGGAGUGAAGACAAAACUACUUGAAAUACAGCCACUGUGUUGGACUCUCAGAUUGCUUUGGGUCAGCGACCCUGCAGCAGUUUUUAUAAAGCUAUGUCAAUUAUUUUGGUGAUAGUAAAGCUCACACACACAAAAACAUACAGCGGGUUAAUGGAUGGUGAUAUUCUGUAUAUUGGUUAUUAAAAUUGCAUGAAAAGACAAAAACCUACAAUGUAUUAGUUCACCACUCAAAACUCUCCCUUCUCUGCCAUGUCUGUGUCGCUCGGCCCAAAGACCUUUUAAAGCAGCUGUAACAUGUCAAUAUUUCAAUUGAUCACACGAUCAAUAUUUUAAUUUAUCACCUGACCUGCUGCUGAAAGAGGUCACUUAGAGUGAGGCAACUAUGGAGAAUAAUGACCCAAUUGUGCAGCAUUUUAGUGUCAUUUAGCUCUUUGUUUUUAGUUUUUACUGCUCAUAACUUUACUAUUUUACUUCUGCUCCCAUCAGCAGUGUUAUCGGCCGCAGCAGGCAGCUGUUUUUAACCCAAAAACUCUAAAAUGACUUUCCAUCAACUGCUCGGCCUCAUGCAGCAGACACAGUUAGUGACUGGCUGGUGAUCAUAGUGGAGAGUUCAGCAGCUAAAUAAGCUGAUCUUUCCCUCGGGGGUUGGUGGAGACCAAAAACAGAGAAUUAAAACACUUCCUCAAAUUAAUGACAAUCUCUUUCAGUUGGAUAUUUAAUGGCACAAGACUAUGUAACGUUGUGACGCAUUUAACAUGUAUUAUCACAUUUUAUGGCCAAUGUAGGUUGAAACCUUCCUCCAACCGUCAUGGCUGCCUGGUAACAGCCGGUGGCCUGAUUCAUACGUAAAUACCUCCAAGACCAUUUUUCCAGGGAAGAACGAAGUAUAAUGUGUUUUGGCCCAAAGCCUCUUCCAUCCCCCACAGUGUUGACUGUGCAACAACAUGUUUUAGUUCUUUACUUUCUAGUUGUGAAUCACCUACAGUCUUAACAUUCCUCAUCCUUCUGCUCUCAUCUGUUCAUAUCUGACGUUGGUUUAACAUUUUCAUUGUCUCAAACCACAUCUGCUCAGUACAGUGAGGUCACUCCACAAUAUACAAACUCUUUUCUCUGCUGAAACUUUAGUGAAAUGUGAGUUGUGUUAUAUUUAGGGUUCUCAGCUCCAGUUACAAAGUGAGUGCUAGCAACAGGACGCUGACUGCAGUUCACUCAAUGGCCACUGGUGUCAGCAACAACUAGUUUUUUGAAUGUUACAUACAGGACCUUUAAAUACCAACUAUUUUAUCAUAACUUAAAGUUUGAUUUAUCAAUAAUUGCUGGGAUAACUAAUGAGUUAAUAAUUAUGAGUUAUUUUUACAAUUAAUCAUUUUUCAAAUCAUCAACUUUUAAAGUGAUAUAGUUCUCAAAUUCUUGUGUCACAGUAAAUAUAAUAUUUUGGGGGAUUUUUAAAGCGUUUUCAUUCGAUGAUUAUAUCAAUUUUUGCUCCAGGAGAUUGUGAUGAACCUUCAUCACUGUUUUAAGCAAAACUUUAAUUGAUUAUUGUUGGUUUAAAAACAGUUCACAUAAACAGAAUUUCAUAUUUUUCAAAGGUUAUAUACAUUUAAACAUCCGCUUGGCGCUGGAGUUUUUAUCAGAAAUGACUCAAACAGGAGAAAGUAGUGUGUUUGGUAAAGACCAUAUAUUCAUCCACAUUUGGUGCUUUAGUAUGGCAACAGGAUUAUUUAGUGAGCAGUGAGGCUUAAUGUUGUGGCUUUAUGAUGUUGGUGUAUGAGGGAAUCACUCAAAAUACACCACAGAGGUUAUUUUCAUUGUAAUUUCAGUAACAGUGUCGCUCACUGAUGUAUUUUAAUAGAUUCUUGACAACAGUGUAGCUCCUAUGGCUCAGAAUAAUAAGCUAAUAGGAUCAAUACGUUGUUGGUUUUGUCUUUUUAUAUAAUUUAUUUGUAUGAUGGUCAAUUGAAUACACAGAAUAUCACCUAACAGUAACAAUAGUACUUUCUCAGAAUGCAUAGAUGCCAAAUUGUGAUGCAGCUUUUGAUCUUGCGUUUGAGUAUUUAUUUGAUAAAAGUGACAGUUGAUUGAUCUCAUGGAUCAGGAGGAUUAUACUGCACACUUGAUGUGAUGCUGUAAAUCAGGACUGUUACAUUAGUGGAGUUCAUGUAGAUGCUGUGUUAUUAAGUUUUCAUGUGUUCUUGUCAUAUUGUCUCAGGUGUAAUGGAUCAGCAUUAUUGACUGACAUGUGGAUAAACCUGCUCAUUUACACACCAUUGAAUAAAACGACAACAUGGCUA